Rhineura floridana is the source of this 1603-nucleotide messenger RNA. RefSeq names its product mast cell protease 1A-like. Gene Ontology annotation, molecular function: serine-type endopeptidase activity. The transcript is spliced from 5 exons. The coding region runs from base 63 to 797 and encodes 244 amino acids. NCBI's taxonomy places the organism in Eukaryota, Metazoa, Chordata, Lepidosauria, Squamata, Rhineuridae. Gene Ontology annotation, biological process: proteolysis. The record is from RefSeq and is a predicted model, not a curated record.
UGUGGCCAAAGAGCUAGACAGUUAAAGACCAGGCAAUUCCCCAUCUUGGCAUCCAGUGCAUCAUGAUGUGGAGUCUCUGCCACACUCUCCUCCCCCUGCUCCUUUCCUUUCCAUUGGCCCAACCAGAUGCUUUGAGGAGCCAUAUUAUCGGAGGCCAUGAAGCCAAGCCCCACUCCAGACCCUACAUGGCAAUCUUGAAGAGAGACAGCAGUCUUGACUGUGGUGGAUUCCUUGUGGCACCCCAGUGGGUAAUGACAGCCGCGCACUGCCUUGACGACAUAACUGUCAUCUUGGGGGCACAUGAAAUCUACGCUUUUGAGGAAUCCCAGCAAGUCAUUGCUGUCGAGUCUUACCACAUUCACCCAGAAUACAACAGAGUCACCUCCUCAAACGAUAUCCUUCUGCUGAAGUUGGCUUUCAAGCCCGUGCUGAAUAAAUAUGUGCAGAUAGUGCGCUUGCCGGAAUCGAGCAGCGACCUCCCCGGGGGGACGCCUUGCAGCAUCGCAGGCUGGGGCCUGAUUGAUCAAAGGAGGAUGGCAGAGAAACUCUAUGAGACCAACAUCACCAUCUACAGCCGCCGGAGGUGCCUGAAGUUCUGGCCGGCACUGGACGACGGGAUGAUCUGCGCAGGCGGCCACCUCCAGCUUCUGGACUCCAGCCAGGGGGACUCCGGUGGCCCCAUGAUUUGCGGCGGCGUGGCACAUGGAAUCGUCUCCUACGGCUACGACUUCCCUCCCGGGGUGUACGCCCGCAUCGCCCACUACCUUCCGUGGAUCCACAAAGUCAUGGGAUCGUGAAGAAGAGGAGGAGCUGCGCUGGGUGGUUUUGACAAGGCCUCCUCGCUUGCUGAAUGAGCUUGCAGGGCUUGCCAUCUGCCACCACAGAAAAGCCUUCCCCCUUCCUGCCCUCACUUCCCACCCCACCUCUUCUGUGAGCUUUCUUCCUUCAGUUUUCCCAUCCUCAGGUGCCCAACAGUCCUUUUCUCCAUUAGGCAACUCUGCCCAUUUCUCCUAAGGGGCUGCUUACGCCUGAAACUCUCCUCUGCAGUGGCACCUGGUGGAUCCAUGUCAAUGGGGCAGCGGAAUCCACUCUGGGUUUUAGCUGGAACUUUCGAGGCGCUGUCCAAGGAGCCAAACCUGUCCUAAAGUAGGUUUAGCACCUUGGAGAACUCCUUGAAAGCUUGAACUAAAACCAGGAGUAGAUUGGAGGGUUUCCAUCCACUCUGCCUUGCUGCCCCUUAUCUGUGGAACCCCUUCUCACAGCCCCUGUGACCUCUGGCUCCCUUAAAUGACUUUGCCCACUGCCCCUUGCUGCCCCUUACAUCUGUAACCUUUGUUACAUUUCUGUACCACUUGUGUGAUCAAGUAAAGCAAACGGUGAAGCAUUGAUCUGUUACUGUUUGCUUGGCUCUCUGAAAGGGGAACGUGAAAAUACUCAGGGUACACUUGGAUGUGGAGGGGGUGCUACUAGCAUCAUGAAUGCUGCCAUUCUGAUAUCGUGAGUGGCUCGUUGGAAAGUGGUCUCCAACACACACACACAAUAGCACCACGCAGAAUUGACCUUGCUCUCGGUCAGGAGGGGGGCUGCAAGAGUUGCGGGCUGA